Messenger RNA from Dipodomys ordii (Ord's kangaroo rat), 1443 nucleotides. RefSeq names its product EGF-like repeats and discoidin I-like domains 3 (gene Edil3). Gene Ontology annotation, molecular function: calcium ion binding. The coding region runs from base 1 to 1443 and encodes 480 amino acids. NCBI's taxonomy places the organism in Eukaryota, Metazoa, Chordata, Mammalia, Rodentia, Heteromyidae. The transcript has 11 exons. The record is from RefSeq and is a predicted model, not a curated record.
AUGAAGCGCUCCAUAGUCGCCUGGCUCUUGCUUGGGCUCAGCCUUGGUAUACCCCAGUUCGGCAAAGCUAAUAUCUGUGAUCCCAACCCAUGUGAAAACGGUGGCAUCUGUUUGUCAGACUUGGCUGAUGAUUCCUUUUCCUGCGAGUGUCCAGAUGGCUUCACAGAUCCCAACUGCUCUAGUAUUGUGGAGGUUGCAUCAGAUGAAGAAGAUCCAACUUCAGCAGGUCCUUGCAGCCCAAACCCAUGCCAUAACGGAGGAACCUGCGAAAUAAGUGAAGCUUACCGUGGCGACACAUUCAUAGGCUAUGUUUGUAAAUGUCCCCAUGGCUUUAAUGGGAUUCACUGUCAGCACAAUAUAAAUGAAUGUGAAGCAGAGCCUUGUAAAAAUGGUGGAAUAUGUACAGACCUUGUUGCCAAUUAUUCCUGUGAAUGCCCAGGAGAAUUUAUGGGAAGAAACUGCCAAUAUAAAUGUUCAGGCCCAUUGGGAAUUGAAGGUGGAAUCAUAUCAAACCAGCAAAUCACAGCUUCGUCUACCCACCGAGCUCUUUUUGGGCUUCAGAAAUGGUAUCCAUACUAUGCACGACUUAAUAAGAAGGGGCUGAUUAAUGCCUGGACAGCAGCUGAAAAUGACAGAUGGCCAUGGAUUCAGAUCAACUUGCAAAGAAAAAUGCGAGUAACUGGUGUGAUUACCCAAGGAGCUAAGAGAAUUGGGAGCCCAGAGUAUAUAAAAUCCUACAAAAUUGCCUACAGCAAUGAUGGGAAGACUUGGGCAAUGUACAAAGUGAAAGGCACCAGUGAAGACAUGGUGUUCCGUGGAAAUGUUGAUAACAACACACCCUAUGCUAACUCUUUCACACCCCCCAUCAAAGCUCAGUACGUGAGACUCUACCCUCAAGUCUGUCGAAGGCACUGCACUUUGCGAAUGGAACUUCUUGGCUGUGAACUCUCAGGCUGUUCUGAGCCUUUGGGGAUGAAAUCGGGACACAUACAAGACUAUCAGAUCACUGCCUCCAGCAUCUUUAGAACACUCAAUAUGGAUAUGUUCACUUGGGAACCAAGAAAAGCGCGGCUGGAUAAGCAAGGCAAGGUGAAUGCCUGGACCUCAGGCCACAAUGACCAGUCACAAUGGUUACAGGUUGAUCUCCUUGUCCCUACCAAAGUAACUGGCAUCAUCACACAAGGAGCUAAAGAUUUUGGUCAUGUACAGUUUGUUGGUUCAUACAAGCUAGCCUACAGCAAUGACGGAGAACACUGGACUGUAUACCAAGAUGAAAAGCAAAGAAAAGAUAAGGUGUUCCAGGGCAAUUUUGAUAAUGACACCCACAGAAAAAAUGUCAUCGAUCCUCCCAUUUAUGCAAGGCACAUACGAAUCCUUCCUUGGUCCUGGUAUGGGAGGAUCACUCUGCGGUCAGAGCUGCUGGGCUGCACAGAGGAGGAAUAA